AUGAGAAGAUUACGGGAACGUUUUCGAUCUAAAAGUAAAACGGGCGUACCUGACACAAGGAAUACCCAACAAAGCCAAAAACUCCACAAGGGAACAGACACGAACGAGCCUCUCGCUGGAAGUGACAAGUCAAAUGAAGGCACCGAGAGAUCAAGCACUCCCCUCAUAACAGAGCAUACACCAAUUCGUGAGCUUUGGGCAUUAGCCUACGAAAAAUUACGAGACGAAGAUGGCGAACUCUUCAAGAAUUACGAAACUGAGCUCAAAAAAAGCGUCCCCUGGAGCCUUGCGCAAAUGAUUCCCAUUAAAGCCAAUAAGAGAGACGCGAUGGAGGCUAUCCUCAGGAUCAAGAUGGACGAGAUCAAUACAAAUGCGUCAAGCCCUGAGUUUAAGGCUAAGGCGGGCGAAAUCAUUCAGCUCUUUGUGAAAGUCGUGGGUUCAGCCAACGACUAUAUCAGCAACGCUGCAAGUGCCAACCCAUACACUUCGAUAGCUUGGACUGGUGUCAGCCUUAUUUUGCCACUUUUACUGAAUCCUUCAGAGCAGAGAGAAGCUCUAGCGAAAGGGCUCGAUUAUAUCGCAUCCCUUAUCGCUUUGAGUCGAAUGCGAGAAGAACUCUAUGUUGAUUGUUAUGAGUCAGGUACCGGUGGACAUGAAAGUUUUCGACAAUCUCAUAACCAGUACAAAGCCGCCUUAGAGAAGCUUUACAGACAUAUUUUGAGAUUCCAGGUCACAGUCUAUUGCUACUAUACUAAUGUAUCUGCUCUCCGCUUCGCUCAAGACUCUAUUAAGUGGCAUUCCUGGGAGCAGUUGGUGAAUGAACUUCGUGAUCAAGAGAGUAACUUCACCGCUAUUGAAGAGAAAUGGCGCGAUAUACAGCGUCGUGAAGAACACUUGGCCGUCAAAAAUCGGCAGCAGACGACUAACAACACUUUAUCUGCUCAGCUUUCUGUAUCACAAAAGGCGUUUGACAGCGCAACGGAAAAAGAAUACGAGGAACUAUUGCAUUGGCUUUGUGAUGUUGAUCACUCUGCUAUGCACAAUGCCGCUCGCGACAGGCAUGAGACGGGCACGAAUGAAUGGUUGAUAAGUGAUAGCGAGGAGUUCAAGGCUUGGGAGACGGGAGACAGGUCAUUGUUAUGGCUCCACGGUAAAGCCGGCUCAGGAAAGUCAAUCCUAACCUCGUCCGUCAUCAAAUACUUGCGAGAUCAAUACGCUUCAAAUUCAUCACUCUCGACUGCGCUUGCAUACUUCUACUUCAGCUUUAGUGAUCCCCAAAAGCAAAGAGUAGAUGUAAUGCUUGCGUCUCUUAUCAAACAGAUUUGUUCUUACUUUUCUGGAGAGCUUUUAUUUCGCGAGGCUUUCCGUGGGCAUAAGAAAAGAGGAGAGCGCCCAGAUACUCAAACCCUCGAGAAGAUGCUAGUGACGUCUGCAUCGAGUUUCUCGAAUGUUUACGUUGUUAUCGAUGCUCUAGAUGAGUGUCCUUUGCUCAACGACCAACGAGAAAAACUACUGAAAAGCUUGGGGCGUAUUGUUAUUGACGCCCCUAAAAAUGUUCAUAUAUUUUUAACCAGUCGCAAAGAGCAAGAUAUUGAUAAGAGGCUACGUGCUUUCCUAUCUCCACCGUCGCGGAUUGAAAUUGAUCUGCUAGCCCACCAGGAGACACUUAAUCGCGAUAUCCACCAUUAUAUCGACCUAAAGUUAGCGACUGACGCUUUUCAUUCUUGGCCAGAGAGUGUAAAAGAAGAGGUGAAGCAAUCACUCGUGGAGAAAGCAGAUUGCAUGUUUCAAUACGUUCGUUUUCAAUUUGAAGGUCUUCAAAAGCUUACGGCUACGCCCCAGAUACGCAAGGCUCUUCGAGAGCUUCCUAUUGGACUUGAUGCAACUUACGACAGGAUUCUGCAAUCCAUUGAUUCUGAUUUCCAAUGCCAGGUUCUAGGCUCUCUAAAAUGGCUCGCCUUUUCAAAGAGGACCUUGAGCAUUGGAGAGCUCUCUGAGGUUUUUACUCUUUAUACUAUGAAUUCAAACGAUGGUAUAUUUGACGAGGCAGAACGCCCUUUCUCUUGUACGGAUAUUCUCAAGUAUUUCUCCGGCCUGAUAAUCGUUAAUGGAAGCAGCUGGCGAGUUAGUGGCGAUUCAAGAACAGUUCGGCUAGUACACUUUUCUUUGAAGGAGUACUUGACUUCCUCAAGGGUAUUAGAAGGCCCUACCUCGGUGUUCUCGUUCAAAGAGGUUGAUAGCCAUCUGUCUAUUGUCCGUGUGUGCCUCAUCUACCUUGGACACAUCAGUUCUCAAUAUGCGAAAGGCGUGGACCUCAAAUUCUCAGGUCACUCAUAUCACUUGGCGAACUACCUAUGCGACUACUGGCUGGUCCAUCUCGAGGAGAUUCUAUGUGAAUCAGCCGAUAUUGGACAGGAAGCGUUACCUCUGCUCGCUGCUAAUAGCCAAAGCUUGGUCACUAUACUCCACAUUGGUAGAGAUCUCCCUCGGAGAAGUCACCCUGAUCUACUGUUGAGACCUUAUUGCUACACUGCGUUUCUCGGCCUCUGCCGGCUGACAGAAUUUCUAAUAUCUGAAUGUGUUAAUAAGUAUAUUACUUCAUAUGACUUGGGCAGAGCCCUUUCAAUCGCCGCCUAUCAAGGAAAUACAGACAUCAUGCGGUUGCUUCUCAAAGCAGGUGCGGAUGUCAACGUCUGUGGGACGCAAGGCACGAGCCUAAGAACCGCUAUGAGACGAGGGGAUCUUAUUGCUCUAGACCUUCUUGAGACACACGGAGCCAUUAUAAGCAGUCUUCCGAUUACCGAAUGUAUAUACGAAUACCCGGAUGAAGAAGUCGUAGAGUAUCUCCUUGAUAAAGGUGCUGAUAUCAAUAUGCAAAAUAAGCGCAAUGAGACAGCCGUUCACGUGGGAUUUUCUAGAGGUGACGAAAGAAUUUUCAAGCUCUUGCUAGAAAGAGGUGCCGAUGUGAACGCUGGAAUACACGAGCAUUUAGGCACGCCACUUCAGAGAGCGUGUUGGAUUACGAAAGACUACACGACUCGAUUCGUUAAAAUGCUAUUAGACAGAGGCGCAGAUCCAAACAAUCGGGGUGGGAGAUUUGGCACAGCACUUCAAGCGGCAUGCGCCAUUAUCUCGACUAAUGGCAGUCCUGAGGACCCCUAUUUUAGUCGUGACCUCCGUCACGGCAGGCUGAAAGGUCGUUAUAGCUACGGCACGUCCAUAAUAUCGCAGAAGAUACGGCUUCUCAUUGAUCACGGCGCCGACGUGAACAUUCAAGGAGGGGAGUACGGAACAGCACUCCAUGCACUAGCAGGGUCGACAGAACCCGAAACGGGCCAAUUGAUAGAGCUUCUCUUGAACAAUGGCGCCAAGGUCAACCAACUAAGUGACUGGGGAACGGCAUUGCAUGUUGCCUGCCAUGAGGGCAUGAUAGAGACAGUUCAUUUGCUGCUCAACCGUGAUGCUGAUGUGAAUGCAGUAGGCGGCAAAUUCGGCACGCCACUACAAGCUGCUGUAACUUCUAUCAAGGACUGGAGAUGGGGAAUAGGGGAUGACUUUGCCCGUGAAAAGGAGCUCAGAUUGGAGAUCGUAGAGCUGCUCUUAGAGAGAGGCGCUGAGAUCAACCAAAAGGGGGGAAAGUACGGAAUUGCGCUCCAGGCUGCCUACGCCAACGAACAUGUCGACGCGGAGCUGAUCCGCUUGCUGCUCGACCACGGGGCAGACAUUACCGCAGAAGGCGGGCACCAUGAAAGCGUGCUUGCUGCCGCUUGCAGCAACCCUCGGAUUGACCUCGAGAGUGUGCAAAUGCUGCUGGACCGCGGCGCUGAUGUCAAUGCAAAAGGGGGCGCGGACGGAACCGCACUCAUAGUUGCCUGCAAACGUGAAAAUCUUGAACUGAUGCAAGUGCUGGUUGGCCAUGGCGCUGAUGUGAAUGCAAAAGGCCCACGGGGCCAGACCGCUCUCAUAACAGCUUUUUACCAAGAAGCCAACGAAUUUACCUCAUCGGUGGCGAAAUUACUACUCGAAAAGGGCGCUGACGUAAAUGCGGAAGAUGAAGAAGGUCAAACGCCUCUUACACUUUCUUGCCUCCAUGAGGGGAGACUUGAGUUGGUGGAAUUACUGCUCAAAGAGGGCGCUGAUGUAAAUGCGGAACAAAGAGAUGGUCGAACGCCUCUCACGAUUGCUUGCAGGUAUAACAGAGGCUCUGAAUUGGUGAAACUACUGCUUGAGCAUGGCGCAAAUGUUUUCCAUCAAGACUGUGCUGCCUGGCAUGAGGUUGCCCAGCGCUGGGCACCUACAUGGAAAGACAAACUUGCUAAACUGGAGCUUUUCCAUAACUACCACAUCGAUGUCAACCAUGUGCAUAAAGAGCAUGGUACCGUGUUGAACACUUUGGUUAAAAAAAGGUAUCAUGACUCUACAAGGGGAUUGAAUCCUCUCAUCCGCUGGCUACUCGACCACGGCGCUGAUAUCAAUAUCCUGGGCGGAGACUUUGGCUUUCCGCUCCAAGCGGCAUGCACACUCACUGGUAUGGCACACGAUAUCAUUGGUAUGGGUAUGACAUACAACAUCAAUUCCAUCUCUGCCAAUACGAAAUUGCUGCUUGAACAAUGCCCCGAUAUCGAUGUCAAUGCCCAAGGCGGAAGAUUCGGCUCGGCACUCCAGGCAGCCGCAUUUUCGGGCCAGGCUGAAUCAGUCAAGUUACUGCUUGAGAAAAAUGCCAAUGUCAACGCAGCAGGCGGCAAGUAUGGAAGUGCUUUGAAUGCUGCUAUUGUUAGCGGCCAUUGGAAUAUUGUUGAGAUUCUACUACAAGCGGGGGCCACACCUGAUUGUUAUGUUCAACAACAACCUGAUGAAGAAUUGCUUGAAAAUAUUCGAAAGGAAGAGUACGUUGCUUAUCUGGACACGAAAGGCGCUGCUGAUAGAUAUAUGAAGUUCUGGGAGGUUCAGAGCAAAUCUAGAUUGAAGAAUUAG
This is a messenger RNA of Trichoderma gamsii, 4974 nucleotides long. RefSeq lists its product as hypothetical. Gene Ontology annotation, molecular function: protein binding. The transcript has 4 exons. NCBI's taxonomy places the organism in Eukaryota, Fungi, Ascomycota, Sordariomycetes, Hypocreales, Hypocreaceae. The record is from RefSeq and is a predicted model, not a curated record. The coding region runs from base 1 to 4974 and encodes 1657 amino acids.